AGAUCGUUCACAAUCAUCUUCACCCUCGCCUUCGCCAUCGACUGCCCCGUGUCCGCAAGUGCAGCGUCAGUUCCUUGCGCGUGCGUCAACGCCACUUUGGACUGUUCGUCCCGCCAUAAGUCGGCGCUGGACGCCGUCGACCGCUGCGAUGGGCCGGUCACCUCCGUCGAUCUCUCCUCCAACGAGUUCACCGUCUUCCCAGAGCGCUUGGGCGAGGACGUUGUGAGCGUCAACCUGGCAAGAAACAAACUCACUGCGUUCCCGAGCUCCGCGCAGCUCGCCGCGCGACUCACAGAGCUUGACCUCUCGGAGAACAGCAUCGGCAACGAAUCAGCCGGGCUCGGGAACUUCGCAUCCUUAAAGGUGCUGCUGGUGCCGAGGAACCGCCUGACCUCCCUGCGCUUCCUGCCCUCCCCGUGCGCGCUCCGCCGCCUCGACGUCUCCGUCAACGCCGUCAGCGACCUCUCGGGCCUGCGCGCUUGCGCUGCACUCGAGGAGCUGCGCCUGUACGGCAACCGCCUGCACGCUCUGCUGGCGGACGCGCUCGCCGGCCUCGCCCACCUGCGCGCCCUCGACCUGGGAACAGCGCGCCUCCGCGCCCUGCCGGCCGGUCUCUUCGACGCCACGCCCGCCCUCCGCCGGCUCAACUUAGGCUUCAAUGGCUUCUCCGCGCUGCCCGACGCCCUCUUGGCGCCGCUGACGCGCCUGCAGACGCUCUCGCUGGCCAGCAACUGGCAACUCAGGCUGCGCGCCGGCCAGCUGGGCGAUCACCCCGAGCUGCAGGAGUUGGACAUAUCGAAAACCGCCGAGCUAGAGUUGAAUCCCCGGGAGUUUUCCCGGUUCCCCAAACUGAAAACUCUAAAAAUGUCCGGUAAUAAAUUAAACUCGCUACCCGACGAUGUAUUUUCAGGUCUCAACAAUCUGGAGUAUCUCGGUAUUGGAGAAAAUAAUUUUGCAACUUUACCUAAACAAAUAUUCUUGCAACUCACAAGUUUGAAGUUCCUCUACAUGGAAGACUGUAAUCUCGCCACUUUCCCGUUAGAGCACGUUCAAGGCUUGAAAGAAUUAGUAGUAUUCCACAUAUCUAGAAAUCGCUUUACAUCCAUUCCCUCAAAAUCGUUUUCCUCGUUCAUCAAACUUGAAAAACUUGAUAUUUCAAACAAUCCUCUGUCGAUGUUAGAACCGGACUCAUUAAAUGGGCUAACAAAUCUUCGUAACUUAAAAAUGGAUCGUACGAAACUCCAAUCAUUGCCUCGGGGGUUCUUCCUACCUUUGGUCAAUCUCAAUGAUUUAUCCUUGAGAGAUAAUGACAUGCCAACUUUGUUGCAAAACAACAAAGUGUUUGAUGGUCUUCAGAACCUACAGCGUCUCUCACUGAGAAAAAUGGGUAUUCAAGAACUCUCGCAAAGCUGCUUCUCCGUAUUGGAGCAGCUAAGUCAUCUGGAUCUUGGAAUGAACAAGCUGUCUUCGUUGCCUGCAGGGGCUUUUGAGGGGCUCACUGCCCUGAAAGAGCUGCGGCUCGACUCCAACCAGCUGACAGAGCUCUCUGGUGCAGCUCUCGCCGGACUUGGAAACCUCCAGACGCUCGAUAUACGGAAUAACGACCUACAAAAGCUGAGCGACGGAGCCUUCAAACUCGUUCCAGCACUGGAGUGCUUAAUUGCUGGCAGCAACAACUUGACAGAAAUCGGCAAAGAAGUCUUUGCAGGGCUGCUUCCCCUGCAGAGCCUCUUCCUGGACCACACCGCCUCGUCGAGUGCGCGGCGUCGCCUGGGCGACUGCGCGGCGCGCGUAGCUCUACCUCACACAGCAACCGGCUGCGGCGGCAGGCUCAGUAACAACGAGCACGCGUGGCCGCGCCUGGAGCGGGCCUGCCUCGCGGGCAACGCCAUCGCGGAGGCGAGCGAGGCGGCGCUGCGCUCGUGGCUGGAGCCCCGCGCCAGCCGCCCGCGCCACCUGGACCUCAGCAGGAACCGCCUGGCGCGCGCGGCCGCCUUCCGCUGGGCGCUAGACCAGCCGGCCGUCGACGCCUCCGUCCUCAGCAAAGCAUCUGCGCCCACUUCACCUUCGGGGUUCUUUGCUCUGCACAGAAUUUCGGGCAUCACUCUCUGCUCGUGCGGGGUGCUGCGGCAGGGGUUGGCCAGCGUGGACUUCUGCUUGGACCUGCCGUGCUCCGGCCACCCGGACGCCAACGCCUCCGCGCCCAGGGACUGGAUGGAAGCGGCGCGCAGCGGAUGGGCGAGCAAACACGCCACGUAA
This is a messenger RNA of Gryllus bimaculatus (two-spotted cricket), 2259 nucleotides long. The record is from the annotation of a GenBank genome assembly. NCBI's taxonomy places the organism in Eukaryota, Metazoa, Arthropoda, Insecta, Orthoptera, Gryllidae.